Molecule: messenger RNA, 1761 nt
Organism: Saccharomycopsis crataegensis
Lineage: Eukaryota; Fungi; Ascomycota; Saccharomycetes; Ascoideales; Saccharomycopsidaceae
Gene: SWT1
Product: mRNA-processing endoribonuclease
Exons: 1
Coding region: 1-1761 (586 amino acids)
Cellular component (GO): nucleus
Source: RefSeq, a predicted model, not a curated record
AUGUCACGAAAUCCUAGCGGCCUUCGAAAUAGUAGGCAUCAUAAUGGGCGAGGAAAGAAAAAUAAAACUCUUGACGACUUAAUGAACGAAUUGGACGAUUUUGAAAGACAGGAAGUCCCAGAAAAGCAUCAAAAUCUCCAUCUUUCAUCUCCUGACGGUAGUCCAAACACAAAAAGAUUCCGUGGUUCACAAACCCCAAAUCCGUUAACCACGAUCCCAGAUGAAGAUGGCGAUCUAUAUAUGGUAUCUGCUGAAGAGUCCAGAGAUAUCACCAAUUACGUCAAUGAAUCACGGAAAAUAAAUCAAACCUUACAAUUGGUCGAAUAUACAAACCAUAAUAACGACCUUAUAUAUGCCAAUUCUAUUGAUGCCAAAUGGAAUGAAUCCUCACAGAAUAAACAUAAACCGAAAGAGGGGCUCUUGAAAUCUCGAUACGCCGAUGAUAAUUAUGAUGAUAACGAUGAUGAUGAUGAUGAUGAUGAUUCUGAUAAGCCCACCAAGUCGACAAAAAAUACCGAGCCAUCACCAAUAGAACUUGACCGGCUUGCUCAGCGCCCGUUACCAAUAAUUCCUGAUUUCCAGAUAUACUUGGUGGUGGACACUAAUUUCUUUAUAUCGAACCUCAAUAUUGUCAAUAACUUGAACCUCUUGGCGGUAAGAUACCAUUAUCAAUUAAUUGUUCCAGAAAUGGUGAUCCAAGAAUUGGACGGUUUAAAAGAAGGAAAACGAAUCAGUCGUGGUCCGCGAGGGGAGGAAAUCAAGAUUGGUACACUUGCUCAGAGAGCCAAUACCUGGCUCUACAACCAAUUCGCCGCAAGAAGCAGUACCAUCAGGGGUCAAACCCGUCAUGAGAAAAUCGACCGGUCUUUACGAAAAGACAAUGCGAUCUUUGAUUGCUGUAUGUAUUUUCACGAUUCUGUUAAGGAAAAAGGGUUGGUGAUCUUGCUAAGCAACGACCGUAAUAUUUGCGUCAAGGCAUUAAUGGAGGAUGUGUUGACAGUGAGUUUUGUUGAAGGGAUUAAUUCACAGUUUAUCGGUGAUGUGAUAUACAAAGAGGCUCAGUAUAGAGUUGGGAGAACAGAUUCUGUGGAAAAGCCAUUUUUUGAAAAUAUAAUACCUUCACAAUCAAAAAUUGUGAAUUCUGAGAGACCGCCCCAGAAAACUGCUAACCCAUAUCUUAAUUUGGGAUCUCCCGAAAGAUUCUGUGCCAAGAUCUUUCACGAUGUACAAGCCCUCACUCUUACACUAUUCAAACACUACCUCCAGCGGCUCAUUAUAUCAUAUGAUCCUAUAUCAAUUGAAUAUAGUGCUUUCCAAAAAUGGAAACAAGAAAUGACUUCAUUGGACGCCGUAUUUCGGAUGAUGAAGGCCCAUUGGGCAGAGUGGAGUUUGCAAAUGGUUUUUACCAGGAACACUCCAAUGGCUUUUGAAUUACAAGAAGCCCAAUUUUACAAUGGAAUGAGGAUGGAUUUUGAUUCUGAUAGUUCAUUGUUUUCUGUAUGGGAGCUCGAAAGCGCGGGGAAAGAGAAGCAAUGGAAGAUAUCAAAACCUCAAGAAAGGGUUAUUUUCAAACCACCCAAGACGUUGUUUCAGAUCAAAAAAUUUUUGAAGUUUUGGUGUUUGGUGUUGACAAAGCUUAUCUUGGUGUUGGAUGAUGGACAAGGCACCGACGGAACAGAAACCAGGUCGAUGUGCAUGUUGAUGAAGUUUUGGGAUGGAGCAGUCACGACUUACAUUGAUUCCGAUUGGGUUGAUAUAUAA